Molecule: messenger RNA, 817 nt
Organism: Phasianus colchicus (ring-necked pheasant)
Lineage: Eukaryota; Metazoa; Chordata; Aves; Galliformes; Phasianidae
Source: RefSeq, a predicted model, not a curated record
CAUGCAGGUACAUAUUGGUGUCAGUACCAGGUGUCUAUGUCAGCAGUGGAAUCAGAGAAGAGUGAUCCUGUGGAGCUGGUGCUGACAGAUCGCAGAUUCCCCCCACCCAGCAUUUCCCUGAGCCCUGAGGAAUGUGUGGAGACAGGGACCAAUGUCUCCAUCCAGUGCUGGAACAAGGACUAUGGGGCCGCCUUCCUCCUGCACAAGGAUGGGUGCUCAGCCCCCAUCCAACGCCAGGAUCUUGAUGUGGUGGGCACAGCCACCUUCACCAUGAUUGGGGUGACCCCAGCUGACAGUGGCACCUAUAGGUGCUCCUAUCGCCCCUGGGCUUACCCCUUUCUGUCCUCACCCCUUGGGAGUAAUGUGACUCUGGAGGUGACACCCACACCUGCACCCCAGGUGAGUAUCAACCCCAUUUUGGUAUUCCAGGUUCCACCCAUGAGUGCUGUGUCACCUCCUGUCCCUAUAGAGGUUGUGGUUGAGGAUGUGAUAACCCAAACACCCGGAUCCCACAGGUGCUGCAGACAGUUCCCAUGGGAACCUGGUGGUGGCAGUGGCUGGGGGCUGCACUGCUGCCUUUGUCUUCAUCCUCGUCCUUGUUGUCUUCUUCCUCCUCGGUGCCUGCAGACGUCAGAUACAGAGAGAUGAGUGCCCUGGUGGGGAAGGGUUUAAGCGUCUUUAUUUCUCAGUUGACCCUCUCAAAGUCUCCACUUACCCCCAUAGCCCCAUCCCAUUCUCCUCCUUGUUUUGAUGCAGGCACCCCUGCAGAAAGGCCUGAGGACAUGGAAUUCCAGGUAAGUGUCCCGGUCAGGGAACC